UGUAGUGCCUACGUCAAUCCGAGAUUUUCAGCCUGCCCUAGCCGCAGCCAUCGCCUCAUCCGACGUCCUGUCCCCCUCAGUCGUGAACCCGAAUGUGUCGCGAGAGAUAGAGAUCAUGCCCCUUGAGUCCCAGGAUAAUUUGCCUUUGAUGGACAUGAGUAUGUUCUUGGAUGUAGGCUUGAUGAACGGACAAGACUCGGUCCCACCGGGUGACUUUUAUCCCGACCCAUUAGGCGUGUGUGAGUCUGUGAAGCCCCCCGUUGCGUUCGCUGUGAUGCAAGAUGAGUUGGACGCGCUCAAAAACUUCGUUGCCGAGUGCCGUGUGAAGCAAGAUGUAGGUCCCCCCUCCCUUUCCCAUGCUUUGGCGAUUAUCGCCCCCGGUGGUCCAGCGUUCACUGUAGGAAAACCCACGUCCACCAUCGACAUUAAUUUGUUCCACGCUUCCACCGGCCACGUGAAUGAAUUUUUGAUGCGGGAAACCGCCAAGCAGCAGGGUGUUCAAUUGGUGGGGGAACUGCAGCCAUGCGUCGGCUGCAUCGAGGCGAAGGGCAGGAGGGCCCCGGUGCCGCGGCGUGGAGUCACCCGCGCGGCGGUACCGUUCGGCAAGGUGCACAUCGACAUCACCGGCCCGUACUCUGAGGCGUUCGAUGGUUCCCGUUACCUGAUUAUGUUCGUGGACAGUGCGUCGCGGUGGCAACGGGCGUACGGCAUGCGGGCCAAGAGCGACACCCUGACGUACACGCGGCGUUUCCUCGCCGACCUGAACGGCAACGGCCCUCUGGGGUGUUUCCGCAUGGACAACGCGGGGGAGUUCACGAGUGCUGCCUUCGUCGCGUUCUGCGACGCCGCUGGCAUCCGGCGCGAGUACACCGCGCCCGACACCCCGAAGCAGAAUGCGGUCGUGGAAAGCGCCAUCUGGCGAGCCAUGAAGGGGGGCCACGCCGCCCGCCGCCACGUCCUCUCCAUGGGCCACUUCGACCUCGCCUCCAUCCCCGGUAUGGACGCCAACGGACACCGGCUGUGGCUUGCAUCGGCGAUCUGGGCCUCCGGCUGCUUCAACCGUUCCGCGACGUCGGCCAACCCGGCCUGGAUGUCGCCGUUCGAGGCCUUCUUCGGACGCAAACCGCCGCUCAAGGUCGUCCCCUUUUUCCAGGAGGGGAUGAUGCGCGUGAAGCGCGCCAGCAAGGCGGACGUCCAAUCCGUUCGUUGCUUCUACCUGCACGGAGCGCGCAACCACUCCGACGCCACUGCCGUCGUACUCCGCGCCGACACCGGAAGGAUCUGCCUGUCCAACAACGUCGUGUGGAUCAACCGCCGCACCGCCGUGCCGGCGCCGGUACCGGCCAGCGGGGGGGGUUCUUCGGUCACCGCGGCGCCCUCGCCGGCCGCCGCCGCUCCUACAGCCGCUGCCGCACCGCCACCGCCAUGGACAUCGCGGACGUACACCCACACCCCGCCCACAGCGACUACCGCUACGCAGCCGCCCGCUUCACCGCCGCCAGCUUCUCCGUCGAUCUUCACAGGGUCCGGAGCUCCGUCGCCGAUAUCCACGGCGUCGUCGAGUGCACCGCCGUCCACCGCAGCCACGCCGCCCCGUCCACCGCACGCAAGCGCCGUCGCUCCCGCUCCCCAUCACCCGCCGCUUUCACAGCGAGCCGUCAGAGAGUUGGGCGAGAAGGAAACCAGGGUACAUGGCCGUACGCGCGGCGACCGAGUGCGCUUCAUGGAUGAGCAACAGCAACCGCCGUCGCCGUCAGGUGGCGGCACCGCUCUCCAACACCGCCUUGGGCUGCUGUCGAUGAUGGGCAAGGAUGCGCUCGUCUCGUCGCUCGCCACCCGGGAAGCCGUCGAUCAAGGACGUCGAGACCUGCCACCGUCCGCCAAAAUCGCCCCUCCCGCUCCCCCACAGCCGCAAGAUACGAGUUUAGCAGGCCAUGGGAGCGGGGGGGCCGCAGGAGCUGGGGGGCCGGGGGGCCUGCACAUGUUCGCAGCAAUGUUCGCCACCCGCGAGGAUGUGGAAGCCACUCUUCGUGCCAAGCGCCCUCCUGACAAGACGCCGGACCUUCCUCACUGCCUCGCCAGCGACCUCCGAGUGCCGAAAACGUUCAAGGAGGCCAUGCGGUCUCAACAUUCAGAGUUGUGGGAUGAUGCAGUCGGUCGUGAGUUUUUCGGUCUGCUGGAUGCAGGUACUUUUAGUCCGGUGUAGCAACCAGUAGAAAACUUCAUCAACGCCAAGUGGGUAUUCAACUGUAAGGCAGACGAGUACGGAUGGCCGACGAAAUUCAAGGCACGACUUGUAGCGCGGGGGGACAUGCAGAGGGCUUCGAUUGAUUUUGGAGAAUUGUUUGCACCCACCGUAUCAGUGUCUAGUGUGCGCUUGUUGGCAGCAUUAGCGUGUGAGCAGAAUCUUGACUUGUGCCAUUUCGACAUUCAGCAGGCUUUUGUGCAGUCUGAGCUUGAUGAGGAUGUUUUCAUGCGCUUACCGCAGGGGUGUGGUAGGUUAUCUGGCUUGAUCGUGAAGCUAUGCAAGAGUCUGUAUGGUUUGAAGCAGGCAUCACGACAUUGGCAUUCGCACCUGACGAGGUGUUUGUUACUUUUAGGUUUUUUGCAGUGUCUGGCAGAUGCGUGUGUUUUUCGAUUGAUGGAGGAGGGACGUGUGAUCAUGAUCAUCGUGGUCCACGUGGAUGACAUUUUUGCUGUAGGGCAGAAGGAGAGGUGUGACAAGUUUGGCGAGGACCUCAACGAGAUGGUCCCCGUGAAAAACCUUGGAGAGUUGAGGUGGUACUCUGCGUGCUUUUACGAGAGAGACGUAGAGAGA
Messenger RNA from Ectocarpus sp. CCAP 1310/34, 2818 nucleotides. The record is from the annotation of a GenBank genome assembly. NCBI's taxonomy places the organism in Eukaryota, Phaeophyceae, Ectocarpales, Ectocarpaceae.